This is a messenger RNA of Sphaeroforma arctica JP610, 354 nucleotides long. RefSeq lists its product as hypothetical. The transcript is spliced from 2 exons. The record is from RefSeq and is a predicted model, not a curated record. The annotation marks the transcript as partial. Lineage: Eukaryota; Ichthyosporea; Ichthyophonida.
GACUGGGCUGCGGUGGAGAGCCAUCUGCCGAAGCGCAAUUGUGCUGUACAAAUCGUGCCCUGUUCGAUAGUGUUGGGUACCAUUCUGGAUACCAGACCCGAUCUUGCCUUGACUUACUUCCGACUAAUGAAGAAUAACAUGGCCAUGGACGCCAGCCCACAGCUUAUACUGAGCGUUCUCCUUGCAAACAAUCUGAUACGCGAAGCUUUGGAGCAUACUCGAGAAGUUGUCAACAAAGUUAAUGCAGCAGGGCUAGACCCAAGUGGAAGCAGAGACAUGAUGAGAUUCUUCUUCUCUACGUGUGUGGAAGGUAAGCUGAACCUGAACGCCUGCCACAGUCUUUUUUUGCUGUAG